CGCUGAGCGUGAAGUCGUGUUUUUGAUAUGUUCACUUAUUCUCCCUAAGCAGAAAUGUCGCAAAGGUACUACAACCAGAUGUGGGCAGACGCCCAGCACGAGCUGAGUGAUCUCUUGGCAGAAGAACUACCCGCUGAGCCCCUAUCCCCUCAGAAAGACAGGGUGGUCUUUGUCCAGAGAGUGGCCACGCUUUAUGUGCGUUACAUCCAGAUCUGCAGGAAACUGGUGGAGGUCCAUGACCUGUUGCUCCACCCCCAGAAGAGACGGGUUGUUCGGGCAUCUCUUGAUGCUGUGAUGGGCAGGGUGCUGGAGCUGAAGAAUGAAAUGGUUGAAAAGGAGUUUUCAGAGUACCAUUAUAUGGACGAUAUCCUUUACGCCCUGAAACUCACACCUGCAAAACUUGAAAUCCCCAUCCCUCACUACUUUCUUAACGAUGUCAGCAAAACAGCCCAAGACAGAAAAGGGAUGCUGAUGGAUAUCUUUAAAAUGAUGGAGGCUAUUAAAAGCCUUGAUUCAGUGACGCUCGAGGAAAUGACUCAAGAAGAGGCCAUAAAAAUCAUUCAGAGCGCAGAGAGGGCACGACAAGGACGUCUGAGAGCAAAAUUACUUCAGGAAAUCUCAAGGUCCAAGAGGAAGGAUGCUGAAACAGCUGACACCAUCUCUGCAGCCAUCUGCAUCCAGAAGGCUUGGAGGAGCUACAUUCAGAGGAGGAAGACACAACAUGAGGAGAGGAUUUUUCUGGGAAUGGUUAUGGAUUCAAAAUAUCUGGAGCCUUGCCCAGAYGAGAUCGCUGUCCUAGCUGCUGAAGCAGACACUCGCAUCAAACAAAAAGAGUACGAGGAAGCUUACCAAAAAUCUGUGCAAUUAGUUGUCAACGAGCUGAGAGAAAUGGAGGCUUAUGACAUGAGCCUGACCCUGAAAAGUCAGAUUCAACAGUGGUUCUUUGAAUGCCGUAACGCUACAGGAGCGUUCCCAGAAUAUCCAAGCGAAGAGGACGGAGGAUCUUCCCUCAUCUUUGAAGAAAAGACUCCCGAGCAGUUGAAGACAGAAAUUGAUGAAAAUGAAGAAAAGCCCAUCAGCAGAAACUACAGCAGCAAAUCAAAAAAGACUGAAGGAAAGGAGAAGUUGAAGAAGGGUGUUGAGGCAGAGGAAGAGGCCGGCCUGAAGAUGCUGCCGUCUGCUUUCCUGCCAGAUUUGGAAGCAGGAAACAAGUGAAUAUAGUUACCUCGGGACCACACUGAGACAAAAUGACAUUGAACCCAUGCCGUCAUUAUCAGAUGUCCGACAAGUCUUAUCUUUAUACGCAGUCUUACCGUUAGGCUCUCCUGCGGUCCAUGAGAAGGCUCCUUUGAUAAAAGCCUUACUACUGGUCGGGCCAUCAGGUGUUGGUAAGAAGAUGCUGGUCCAUGCCAUCUGCCAGGAGACYGGGUCCACCCUGUUUGAUUUGUCCCCCCUGAACACAGCAGGAAAGUACCCAGGCAAGGACGGGCUCGCCAUGAUGCUUCACAUGGUGUUCAAGGUUGCAAGACUUCUGCAGCCAUCAGUAAUAUUGAUUGAAGACGCAGAAAAAAUGUUCUACAAAAAGACUCCCGCUGCAGAAACAGAGCUGGACCCCAAACGUCUGAAAAAAAACCUGCCCGAGUUGCUCAAGCUGAUUAAAGGAGAAGAUCGUGUCCUUGUUAUAGGGACCACUAAAGACCCACACAGUGCUGAUGUGGAGUCAUUGUGUAAAAUGUACACCAAAAUCAUCCUCAUCCCAAGACCUGACUACAGCUCAAGAUAUGUUUUGUGGAAGAAACUGAUCAUGAAGGAAGGAGGUGAGGUAACAUUUGCUUUGGACCUCAGCUCUCUUGCAAAGAACUCCGAUGGCUACACUCCAGGUCACAUGGUCCAGGCCAUCAGGAGCGUGCUUACCAAGAAACGCAUCCUGCAGCAGGCCAGGAAACCACUGACUGCUAGAGAGUUCAUCCCUGCGCUGGCCAAACUGGACCCCGUGUUUCAGGAGGAGGAGGAGGCGCUAAAGAGCUGGUAUGCCAAGACACCUCUAGGAAAAAAGAGAAUCAAAGCUGCAGCCGGAAAGGAAGAAGAGUUGCCACCGCCACCUAAAGGCAAAACUACAAAGACAAAAAAGAAAAAAUAAGUUUGUUUUUUGUCCGUGAUUCGAGAUUCAAGUGAYGUUAACACUGUUCAGAUCACAUGUUGGGUAGAUCAAUAAAAAUUUGACAUAUAUGUAUA
Molecule: messenger RNA, 2235 nt
Organism: Austrofundulus limnaeus
Lineage: Eukaryota; Metazoa; Chordata; Actinopteri; Cyprinodontiformes; Rivulidae
Product: IQ and AAA domain-containing protein 1
Molecular function (GO): ATP hydrolysis activity; ATP binding; protein binding
Source: RefSeq, a predicted model, not a curated record